This is a messenger RNA of Chionomys nivalis (European snow vole), 5837 nucleotides long. RefSeq names its product cullin associated and neddylation dissociated 1 (gene Cand1). The coding region runs from base 359 to 4051 and encodes 1230 amino acids. Gene Ontology annotation, cellular component: nucleus. The transcript has 15 exons. Gene Ontology annotation, biological process: SCF complex assembly; protein ubiquitination. Lineage: Eukaryota; Metazoa; Chordata; Mammalia; Rodentia; Cricetidae. The record is from RefSeq and is a predicted model, not a curated record.
CCUCCCCGCGAAGGAGGCGGGCUCUGGCCUCUGGCCCUGGGGAGCGAGACGGCCCGGUCGCGAGUGUCUGGCUUCCCGGCGAGGCCCAGCCGCCCGUCCCGCCGCCCAUGAGCUCGUCGCUCCGCGAGCAGCUCCGUCGUUAGGCCGUCCCCGCCAGUCUCUCGUCCUGCCCCGGCCCCCCGGGACCGGCACCCCCCCAGCCCCGUCUGCCCGGGCCCCGCACGUCGUGUCGAAGCGCCUUCCCCGGUCCGCGUCGCGCUGCGACCCUGGAAGCGGGCGCCGCCGCCAACGAGAGGAGGAGCCCCGGCCGCGGGCCCCAACAGCCACCGAGCCAGCAGGCGGCAUCGAGGCCGGCAACAUGGCGAGCGCUUCGUACCACAUUUCCAACCUGCUGGAAAAAAUGACAUCCAGCGACAAGGACUUUAGGUUUAUGGCUACGAAUGAUUUGAUGACAGAGCUGCAGAAGGAUUCCAUCAAGCUGGACGACGACAGCGAGAGGAAGGUGGUGAAGAUGAUCUUGAAGCUGCUGGAAGAUAAGAAUGGGGAAGUGCAGAACCUGGCUGUCAAGUGUCUUGGCCCUUUAGUGAGUAAAGUCAAAGAAUACCAAGUAGAGACAAUUGUAGACACCCUCUGCACAAACAUGCUUUCUGAUAAGGAGCAGCUUCGGGAUAUUUCCAGUAUUGGCCUUAAAACAGUAAUUGGGGAACUUCCUCCAGCUUCCAGUGGCUCUGCACUAGCUGCUAAUGUAUGUAAGAAGAUUACCGGUCGCCUCACCAGCGCAAUAGCAAAGCAGGAAGAUGUCUCUGUCCAGCUGGAGGCCUUGGAUAUUAUGGCAGAUAUGCUGAGCAGGCAAGGAGGACUUCUUGUAAAUUUCCAUCCUUCAAUUCUGAGCUGUCUGCUCCCCCAGCUGACGAGUCCUAGACUUGCAGUGCGGAAAAGAACCAUCAUUGCUCUUGGCCAUCUAGUAAUGAGCUGUGGGAAUAUAGUCUUUGUAGAUCUUAUUGAACAUCUGUUGUCAGAGUUGUCCAAAAAUGACUCCAUGUCAACAACAAGGACCUACAUCCAAUGUAUUGCUGCUAUUAGUAGGCAGGCUGGCCAUAGAAUAGGUGAAUACCUUGAGAAGAUAAUUCCUUUGGUGGUAAAAUUUUGUAAUGUAGAUGAUGAUGAAUUAAGAGAAUACUGCAUUCAAGCUUUUGAAUCAUUUGUGAGAAGAUGUCCUAAGGAAGUUUAUCCUCAUGUUUCUACCAUUAUAAACAUUUGUCUAAAAUAUCUUACCUAUGAUCCAAAUUACAAUUAUGAUGAUGAAGAUGAAGAUGACAAUGCUAUGGAUGCUGAUGGUGGAGAUGAUGAUGAUCAAGGGAGUGACGAUGAAUACAGUGACGAUGACGACAUGAGCUGGAAAGUGAGACGCGCAGCUGCUAAGUGCCUAGAUGCCGUGGUUAGCACACGGCAUGAAAUGCUUCCAGAAUUCUACAAGACCGUCUCUCCUGCGCUGAUAUCCAGAUUUAAAGAGCGUGAAGAGAAUGUAAAGGCAGAUGUUUUUCAUGCGUACCUUUCUCUUUUGAAGCAAACUCGUCCUGUGCAGAGUUGGCUGUGUGACCCUGAUGCAAUGGAACAGGGAGAAACCCCCUUAACAAUGCUUCAGAGUCAGGUUCCCAACAUCGUUAAGGCUCUGCACAAACAGAUGAAAGAAAAAAGUGUAAAGACCCGACAGUGUUGUUUUAACAUGUUAACUGAACUGGUAAAUGUAUUACCUGGGGCACUAACACAACACAUUCCUGUACUUGUACCAGGAAUUAUUUUCUCACUGAAUGAUAAGUCCAGCUCAUCGAAUUUGAAGAUUGAUGCCUUGUCGUGCCUGUACGUGAUCCUCUGUAACCACUCUCCUCAAGUCUUCCACCCUCACGUUCAGGCAUUGGUCCCUCCAGUGGUGGCUUGUGUUGGAGACCCAUUUUACAAGAUCACGUCAGAAGCUCUUCUCGUCACUCAGCAGCUGGUCAAAGUCAUCCGGCCUCUAGAGCAGCCUUCCUCCUUCGAUGCAACUCCUUACAUCAAAGAUCUGUUUACCUGUACAAUUAAGAGGUUAAAAGCAGCUGAUAUUGAUCAGGAAGUCAAGGAAAGGGCUAUUUCCUGUAUGGGACAAAUUAUUUGCAACCUUGGAGACAAUUUGGGUCCUGACUUAUCAAAUACACUUCAGAUAUUCUUGGAGAGACUCAAGAAUGAAAUUACCCGGUUAACUACAGUGAAAGCUUUGACACUGAUUGCUGGGUCACCGUUGAAGAUAGAUUUGAGACCUGUCCUGGGAGAAGGAGUGCCUAUCCUUGCUUCAUUUCUCAGGAAAAAUCAGAGAGCUUUGAAACUGGGUACCCUUUCUGCCCUAGAUAUUCUAAUUAAAAACUAUAGCGACAGCUUGACUGCUGCCAUGAUUGACGCGGUCCUGGAUGAGCUCCCUCCUCUCAUCAGCGAGAGUGAUAUGCAUGUUUCACAGAUGGCGAUCAGCUUUCUUACUACCCUGGCAAAAGUCUACCCCUCCUCCCUUUCAAAGAUAAGUGGCUCCAUUCUCAAUGAACUGAUUGGUCUUGUGAGAUCACCUCUCCUGCAGGGAGGAGCUCUCAGUGCCAUGCUGGACUUUUUCCAAGCUCUGGUUGUCACUGGAACAAACAACCUGGGCUACAUGGAUUUGUUGCGCAUGCUGACUGGUCCAGUUUACUCUCAGAGCACAGCUCUCACUCAUAAGCAGUCUUAUUAUUCCAUUGCCAAAUGUGUAGCUGCCCUUACCAGAGCAUGCCCUAAGGAGGGACCUGCUGUAGUAGGUCAGUUUAUUCAAGAUGUCAAGAACUCAAGGUCUACAGACUCCAUUCGUCUCUUAGCACUCCUUUCUCUUGGAGAAGUUGGACAUCAUAUUGACUUAAGUGGGCAGUUGGAAUUAAAAUCUGUAAUAUUAGAGGCUUUUUCAUCUCCUAGUGAAGAAGUUAAAUCAGCUGCGUCAUACGCACUAGGCAGCAUUAGUGUAGGCAACCUUCCUGAGUAUCUGCCCUUUGUACUACAGGAAAUAACCAGUCAGCCCAAAAGGCAGUAUCUUCUGCUUCAUUCCUUGAAGGAGAUCAUCAGCUCUGCAUCGGUGGCAGGCCUUAAGCCAUAUGUUGAGAACAUCUGGGCCUUGCUGCUAAAGCACUGUGAAUGUGCAGAGGAAGGCACCAGAAACGUUGUCGCUGAAUGUCUAGGGAAGCUCACUCUUAUAGAUCCUGAAACGCUCCUCCCGCGGCUGAAAGGGUAUUUGAUAUCAGGGUCAUCAUAUGCUCGGAGCUCAGUGGUUACGGCUGUGAAGUUUACUAUUUCUGAUCAUCCUCAGCCUAUUGAUCCACUAUUGAAGAACUGUAUAGGUGAUUUUCUAAAAACUUUGGAAGACCCAGAUUUGAAUGUAAGAAGAGUGGCCUUGGUCACAUUCAAUUCUGCAGCCCACAACAAACCGUCGCUGAUAAGGGACCUUCUGGACUCUGUCCUUCCUCAUCUUUACAAUGAGACAAAAGUUAGAAAGGAACUCAUAAGAGAGGUAGAAAUGGGUCCAUUUAAACACACGGUUGAUGAUGGUCUGGACAUCAGAAAAGCGGCUUUUGAGUGUAUGUAUACACUUCUGGACAGCUGUCUUGAUAGACUGGAUAUCUUUGAAUUUCUAAAUCAUGUUGAAGAUGGUUUGAAGGACCAUUAUGAUAUUAAGAUGCUAACAUUUCUAAUGUUGGUGCGGCUCUCUACCCUUUGUCCGAGUGCGGUACUACAAAGGCUGGACCGACUGGUCGAGCCCCUGCGUGCUACGUGCACAACUAAGGUAAAGGCAAACUCUGUCAAGCAGGAGUUUGAAAAGCAAGAUGAGUUAAAACGAUCCGCUAUGAGGGCAGUGGCAGCGUUGCUAACCAUUCCAGAGGCAGAGAAGAGCCCGCUCAUGAGUGAAUUCCAGUCACAGAUCAGCUCUAACCCUGAGCUGGCAGCCAUCUUUGAAAGUAUCCAAAAAGAUUCUUCAUCCUCUAAUUUGGAAUCAAUGGACACCAGUUAGAUGUGUGUUACACGUGGGGACCAUUCCAUUUGACCGCACAGUGCACUGAGCUGACAAGUUGACCAUUGACACGGAAGAGAAGUGUCCAGAAGCUUCGGGAUGUUCCAUUUGUUUUCCUCCAUGGAGAGUUUGUUCAGCUUUCUUCCAUUUUUGUUUUUAUAGCAUUUACUUCAGAAAUCUGUAUUUCCAUAAUCCAGAGGUUAUAAAACCACUAAUGUUUUUAGUGGUUAGAGCAACAUUUGAAAUGGGAACUAAAGUUAGGAUUUAUGAAAUGUGGAGAUAGGGUCCAGUAUCUCUUUGCCAUGUAAUGUGUAGGAUUAAAAUGUUAAAAUUUUGUGACCAUGGAUUUCUUGUUUUAUAAAUUCUCAUUUAAAAUCAGUUCUGCAACACAAAAACCAUGUUUGUUUUCUUAUAUAUCCUCUUUCAGCAGCGUAAGUUGAUUUUUAACUGGCAGAUAAGAAUGUCCAUUUAAGAUGUUAUAUUUCAGAGAUUGGCAUCUUAGCAAAGAUAAAGUAUCACUCUUAAGUAUAAGGCUUAACAAUAUCCCCUUGUGCACACUGAUCUUGCAUGAACAGGUUUACAAAUACGUAUUAUCUGUAACACAGCAUGUACAGAUUAUUCACAGUGCCAGUUCAAAUAAGCAUCAAAUGCAGUGUUCAGACACGUUUGCACAGAAACCGUCACCUGCUGAGAGGGGAGUUAAUGUUGAAAAUGGCUUUUUAACCGCCAGUGUGAACUUACAGAUGUGUUCCGCAAAUCAAGUCACGGCAUUUGCAACCCUAUCCUUUUUGAAAUUAUCUUACACAUUUAAGUACUUAGAUUUUCUUAGUUCCAUGUUGGUGUGUGUGUUUUGUUUCUACCGAGCAGUUCUCAAAGCCAGACUGUUGCUCCGUUUGGGUUCUGCCUUUGUUACUGGAGGAUAUAAACCUCACCUGCGCUUUCAGGUUUCGUUUGUAGGGAAUUCUGAGCUGCCCAUUAGUCAUUCUGUUAGCUGGAGCUUUCUCGUAGUGGAGUUACAGCCCCCUCCCUAGCCUGUGUCUUGUCCUAAGCGCCGUAUUGUCUUUGCUAAGUGCUGGCUGUUGGCUGGGGGAGUACAGCUUUUGCAGUUUUUCUGUUGUAGUUGCGGUCUUACCUAACAUUCCUCUAUAGCCUCCUCCUCCAGGUCGUGGUGCUCUUGUUGACAGUGAGAGCUAUUCUGAAAUAAAGACAUCUCUUCAUGCCGUGCAGAUGAUGUUUACAUGCCUUGAAGGGGGGCAGUUUCUAGAUGGGGCAGUCAGUGUCAAUCAGCCUGAAAGCUGCACCGUGAGCUGUAAAGCUGUGAAUUAAAACACGUUUCCAGUUGUUGGACCCAUGUACUGUAACAGGUGAAUAAGAGAACAACUUGGCACUCUGAAUGCCAGCUGCUGCAGAAGGCAUUGGUACGAUUUCCAUUAUACAUUGGUUUGGAACAUUAUAUGAAGUUGGUGCCCUGUCAAAAUAGAGUAGGUAACAAUUUUAUGUCGUAACUUGCAUAAAACUCAUUUAGUAGAUUACACUGUGCAUUACUGUGGUAUAGAUGAGGAUGUAGUUAAGAUUUGGGUUAUUGCUUUCAUCAGGCUCUAGGUCUGGACAUUUUGACGGUCAUGUGUUCUGUGACUGUCUUAAUUACCUGAAGUUAAGCCCAUAUACUUUCAUUGGUUUUUUCCCCCUUGGUUAGUCUUGAAUUUAAGGUACAUGUUAUGUUUUUGUUUGUCUGUUUUGAGUCUUGCAAGUCAACUCAUUUUCCUACGUUGAUAAAUUCUUUUCU